Molecule: messenger RNA, 435 nt
Organism: Thyridium curvatum
Lineage: Eukaryota; Fungi; Ascomycota; Sordariomycetes; Thyridiales; Thyridiaceae
Exons: 1
Coding region: 1-435 (144 amino acids)
Biological process (GO): mRNA processing; chromatin organization; regulation of transcription elongation by RNA polymerase II
Cellular component (GO): nucleus; DSIF complex
Molecular function (GO): zinc ion binding; RNA polymerase II complex binding
Source: RefSeq, a predicted model, not a curated record
AUGUCCGAGAACUUCGUCGCCCCGGGCCAGCAGCGCUACCUGCGCGCCUGCAUGGUGUGCUCCAUCGUCAUGACCUCGCAGCGCUUCCGCGACGAGGGGUGCCCCAACUGCGAGGAGUUCCUGCACCUCGCCGGGUCCGCCGACCAGAUCGACAGCUGCACGUCGCAGGUCUUCGAGGGCCUCAUCUCGCUCGCCAACCCGGCCAAGUCGUGGGUGGCCAAGUGGCAGCGCCUCGACGGCUACGUCAAGGGCGUCUACGCGACAAAGGUCUCGGGCCAGCUGCCCGACGACGUGCGGGCCACCAUCGAGGAGGAGUACCGCGUGCGGUAUAUACCGUACGUCCUUGUUCUCCCGUCCUCUCCGAGUCCCCCCUGGAUUGGAAGUGCUGACUUUGCUUUCUACAGACGUGAUGGAAGUGCGAACGAGGCGGAAUAG